CGUUGUAGGUGGACACGUUUCAAGCUUCGAGCCAUAUGGUGUUAGCUAGACUGCAGUGCCAACAGUGCUGCUUUUGUUUUGAUGAGGAUAGGGAGGAGAGAAGGACUAUCUUCCUGGGAGAGUUUCGAAAAAGUCUCAGUGAAGCAUCGCCAACAGAUCCAGCUCGAAGAAAAUCCGCGUGAUCGCAUUAGUUCAGAACAUUUCUGACACUGAUAAAUGAUAAGUGGCAAACGUGAGAGGUAGCAUCAGCAUCGAUGUCAAAUGUGUUGUUGGUUUGUAAAAUAAUAAUCAUUUUGCAAAAACGCAAACUGAUGAUCGAAUCCUAACCUUGCAAUCUAGCGGGCGGGAAAGUGUGGCUAUUGGGCUAUUUAUGGAAGUUUAUGCAAAAUAAAGUGUAAUCAUUGUAGUGAGGUGCCAGAGCUAUCGGAAUACUUUGAAAAGCAUUACUGAAAAUUAGUAACGGCGGAUCAUCAAAUAACUUCACACAGUUUGAAUAAAUUGGAAAAUCGCGCGGGAUAAAGAGCAGAGCGGACCACUCAUAAUUAACACACCAAAAAGCGAAAAAGUGAGUUUUUCCACUCGCCAGUAAAGUGAUAAUUAGUGAGCAUAAAAUUGCACCAAGGAAAAGCGGAAAAUCAAAAGCUAUUAAAACCGCGCAGUGAAAGGAAAAUUGGACCGAGUGAGUGGAACCGAAAAACACAGCUUCAAACCAAUUGGAUUUACGAAAAAGGAGCAUCGAAUAAAUCACUCUCAAUGGCAGCGCUUUCGAUGGGAUAAAGAAAACAAAGUUAAUAUAAUUGUGUCGUUAGGCGAAAAGGACUUGAGCGGGAAAGAAAAAUUAUUGUAAUUAACGGUAAUCAUUUUUCGGAAACGUGACGUGUGUAUGGUGCUACAGAUUACUCAUUCGCUGUAUUGUGCUUUUGAUUGGAACGUUUGUGGAGUGCGAGACAGAUUCAUUCAACAUUCGCCACUGACAUGGUUGCUCACAGUUUAAACACGCUGGAAAGUGAUGAGAUUGAUGUAUUCAAUCAAUGGAUUGCCGGCAGCCAGGUUCCCGUGUUCUAAGUGAUGCAGAUUAAAAUUAUGAAUUGCUUAUUAACGCCACAGCAGAUAUUUGCAAUUGUCGCGACAGAGUUUUUCUCUUUGUAACCUCAAUGCAAUGAAAAUCGAAUGGAAAGCGGUAUUUAUAACCAGGUGGCACGUUAUGUGCAUGUUUCCAUCAUCAAUUGAUCAAUCGAGCAGUGGGAUAUAAUAUAAUCCACUGAAAGGACAGUGAUAAUGGUGUGUUAAGAUAUGGAAUAGAAAAAAAUCUGGAUCAUUUAUAAAUUGGUAUUGCAUGAAACAGGCAUCGAAAUCCUUUUUCCAAUAAUGCAGUUGGCUUAACUAACAAUACAUGAAAAUAUCGUGCGGACUCGUUCGUUUGUGCUUGAUUAAAUUUUCAUGCAUUGUGUACGAGAAAGGUUUUUGCAUCACCGAGCACGAAUGCAAACAAGAGGCGUAGGUGAUUCGAAAUUUUGCCGGCAUAUACAUUGUUCGAUGGUAUAGACCACGAGUCAAUAAUCUGUGUAGCGUAGCGCUUACGAAAUUUUUUCAAAGGUGAUGUGCUGAAUUAGUAAACAUUAGAGUGAAGAUUGGGUGCGGAAAAUCAAUACAUAAGAGAUGAUCCGAUCUUUGUCUGCAUUUACUAUUGUUAAUUGACUGUAAAUGGAAAUCGAGAAAUAAUAUCGGUACUAUAAAAAUCGAUUACAAAUAAGUGCAAAAAUCACUGCUCAUUUGUGCUGUUCAAUCAACUUCGUUAACGAAAAGGAGAAAAAAUCCUAGUUUACGGUUACAGCAAAAAUCUUCAACGAAUACUAUGGAUUACAGAACACUAGUUAUACUAUUUCUGUCGACUUGUAUAAAAGAUUCCGUCAGCUUGCAGCGUUUUGCUGAGCAGCCAAAGUAUACUGAAGUGAAUCCGGGCCAGGAUGCACUGUUGGUGUGCAAAGUGAUUGACAAACGUGGUGUAUGCUCAUGGCAAAAGGACAACAAACCGGUGGGGAUCUACCCGAAGAAGUACGAGUGGGCCAGUCAGUACGGCAUUGGCCAAACAACACACGUAGGAGGCGACUGCUCGCUGUGGGUCCGGGCUGCCCAGCUGGAGUUUGACGAUGGGCUGUGGGAGUGCCAGGUCACGGCCAGUGACUUUACGACACAAGAUGCGCUCACUAGUCAGCCUGUCAGAUUAGUUGUUAGAGUGCCGCCACAGCGACCCAGACUAGAGCACGAAGGUGUCCACGUUCCUCCCGGGCACAACGUCACCGUAGAUUCCGGUGCAAUGGCCACCGUGAAAUGUGUCUCGCACUACGGAAACCCUCCAGCACAGCUGAAGUGGUUUCUAGGUGACCAGGAAAUAACUCCCCUUCAUCCACAAGCCAAUUCGACUGAACCGGAUAAUCCUCGAACUUGGUCUGCUGCAGCUGUGGUGCAAAUUCCUGCUAAUAAGGAUCGACAUGGCACUCUUCUAAAAUGUUUAGCAAUUCAUGAGUCGUACGCAGCUCGAUCGGUGGCUGUUGAUGCACGAUUAGAUGUUAAGUAUGCACCUACGAUAAGAUUGCUAGGCGCCCCGCAGAUAGAUCUAGAAGAAGGAAAAGAUUCGCUCAUAUUACGGUGUCUAGCCGAUGCUAAUCCAACUGCCAGUAUAGUGUGGCGCAGAGCAGGUCGUUCGGAAAUAGCAAGCUUGCAAGAAUCACUGCAGCUAAGGCCAGUGGGUAGACGCGAUGCUGGUCUAUACACGUGCCAAGCGCAGAAUUCCGUUGGAACAUCAGAUACUCUCUCAGUCCAAUUAGAUGUAAAAUAUGCUCCGAAGAUAUUGUCAGCUGGCCCGGACAGACUAACAACUGCCCCGCUUUUUAGCCCCGCUGCCUUCGAAUGUGUAGCAGAAGGAAAUCCACCACCCACCUACAAAUGGGUACAAAGAAUCUCAACACAGGGUAAACCAUUCCUCGACAGAGGGCGAGAAUCAAGACUGGUAAUAGAUAAUGUAACGUACGACUAUCAGGGCGAGUACGAGUGCCGGGCGACAAACUUUAUCAACGGACAGGAAAGGACAGCUACAUCCGAUCCGAUAGCGCUGCAGGUAGUGGGAGCACCACAGGUCCUUCGGACGUCCUCAUCAGCGACCGGACAUUCAGUAUCGGUGCGGAAAGGAGAUUCUGCCACACUUUCAUUGAUAGUGUGUGCCGAUCCCCGUCCGCAACAUGUUGCCUGGGAAUGGGGCUCCUUACGGUUAGAGGCAGGGUCCGGAAUAGGACGCUAUCGCGUUGAUGAUGUGACGCAAGACAGUCGCGAAGAUUGCUACUUGGCCACGUUACACAUUGAUGACGCGGAUUUGCAGGAUCAGAGGCCGUAUUACUUGGUGGUAGAAAACGAAAGAGGAACUGAUAGGCAUGCUAUUAAUCUUCGUGUUGAAGGAAUGUUUUCAGCAGUAGAACCUUUGGAACUGAGUUACCUGCUCGGUAUCGCUGGGGGAUGCUUGGCUGCUUUCCUUAUGUUGAUUUGCCUCUGCAUCUACGCGAUUCGUAAGAGGAAGUGUUGUUUCAGAAAUCGAAACAACUAUAAAACCUCAGAAAAAGACAGCGAAAAAGCGGAUCUGAAAUCACGAUCCGACAGCACCAGUGUUCCACCACUCGAUUCCAUCUACACGACGCCAACCGGUUUCCAUCAUCACCAAAACGGAACUCCUGGCUCGCCGGAAGCUAUGAAGUCAACAGCAGCGGUCAACACUUUCAACACACAAAACAAUCAACUGUAUUUAGGUGAACAUAUGAAUUGUACUAGCAGUAAUGCAGAUCUGGUGCUAGGGGCACUGAGGCAUCAGCGAGAUUUGUUCAGUGGUUCUCUGGGAAUACCUGAUGUCACAACACGAGUGGGAAGUGUAAUACAUGCAUUCGAAUCUAUGGCCCGGGAAAGACAAACACUCGAAAGAAAUGGCGGCGAAAAGCCCUACGACAGUUCGAUGGGACCACGGUAUCGGUCUCAUCGAACUAAUGUGAAAAAGGUCAAUGAUACCCGGCAUAAAAUCAUACUACCCACUCCCAAAAUGUCUCCAUCCUUGACCGAUUCCUUUACUUUUGUACAGCAGCCUUUUCCAAGAUCCAACUCCUUAAGCAACAUUAACCACAGUGGCGGCAGCAGUAGUAAGAAACACAAUAACGGAAGCAGUAAUCAUAAUCUGCAUACCAAUAACAUAAAUUUAGGACAGUAUUUUCUUCAUUCAAAUAACCAUAAUAAUCAUAACCAGACGAUACCAAAAGCGACCUUCCAGUCGAACGCUAGCUCUGGAAUCCAUUAUAAUCUGGCUAACGAUAAUGAAUCAAGCAAUUUCGAUUCGCUGAAUCUGGACGAUGAUUACCGUAAAAGCUCUUUUGGCAAACAAUCAAAACUCCAACCAACCGCAGCUUCGCUUGGGACGCUCAGUCGUAAUCAACAUUUAAAUGAUGCAACCGCUACUAGUAUGACCAGCAGUGGCACUACUAACUUUCACAGUUCCCCCCAAGCAACAGCAGCUGGAGGCAGCCACAGCAGAAACAAUCCGAAUGUAUUUUUUACCACGACGCCAGCACUACCGCAAUCGCAGCCUCCGCCACCGCCGCUGGUAACGUCGAUGCAGAUACCGGAAAAGGAUGUACCAUCAUCGGCGACGCUCAGUACCGGUGGGGCGGGAAAAGUGACAACGAUGUCGCCACAAGCGCCAACUUCAACGAUGCGCUAUUACAACCACGAUAACAACAAUAAUAAUAAUAAUAGUAGCAUUCGUUGUGCCACUACUAAUGCUGGCCUAGGUGGUAAUCGUGGCGGGGUCACCGACAACUGUAACACCGAUAAUAACACCAGCAAUGACAAAUUCCUUCGCGGUACCACUGUCAGUCAAUCAUUCAUCAAGAACGUGAAGAACAUGCGGAGAAAGUCUUCUUCGUACGAUCUGCAAAGCGCCAACGUAACCGGACUAGCAAAAGGAGGAAUAGCGAAUUCCUCCUCGGCUGGUUACAAGCAACGAGGAGGAGCAUUGGUGACGACAGCUGCUAGACACCUUUACAGACGAACACCGAAAGGUCCUGGCUCUGAUAAUGACACUGAUGAAUUAACCACCGACAACUUGGGAAUGCAACGGGAAAAUGCUGGCGCGAACAGCAUCCGUUCCUCAGGUAAGCGGAAAAUGUUUCACCCCAAAACAUUAGAUAGAGCGGAAAUUUGACAAUUAAGCAAAACCAAGUCAUUAGCAUAGAAUGUACGAAAGUAAGCUAUAUUCAAGAAAAUACUCGAAUUACUCAAAUUAUAUCCGUGUCGUUUAUUCUUGUAUUCUAACAUGUACAAAGUAUUUCAAAAAACACGAGUAAAAACUCUCUACUGAUAUUUUCUUUUGAAUAAACGAAAUCCAUGUGUCAUAAAUAAACCAAAAAAUAAACGAAGAGUGAAGUGUAAAUUUACCUUUUUUGUCUAAAAUUAAAUAAUUGUAUACAAAACAAAUCCCAUUACUUGCUCACCCUCUCCCGUGGGUUAGCAUUAUUUCUCAGUUUAAAACAUUUUCUUAACAUUACAUUCUAGACAAUUUUACAGUAUCUUAAAUGUAUCUAACAAUAUCGGCAUGAUUCAAUAAGUAGUAUCUCCUGUCAAGAACAAAACCAAAAAACACUAAGGAUGUAAAAUCAAACACACACGUACUUCCAACCUGUCAUCAAAAAGACUACUAUAUAUACAAAAAUAGAAAACAAAACUUUGUUUUAUGUUGAAUCGUUUUUGCCAAAUGUAUAAACUCUAAUGUUAAAGGAUAAAAACUGACAUAUUUUAAAACGUUUUGGUCGAGAAUUGAAAACGCGGUAAAAUCUAAAAGAACACUAUUUUAUUAAAUGCAUUGUUAUACUUAUCGCCAAAUACAUGUACAAUUACAAUGUUACUUUAACGAAACGCGAAUGUAACAUAUAAUAGUAGAACGGUCGGAAAACAAAAGAAAAGAGAUCAAAAUAGUGAAAAAACAAUCAAAAUCGUAAAAUACACGGAAUAAUUUAACA
This is a messenger RNA of Wyeomyia smithii (pitcher-plant mosquito), 6050 nucleotides long. RefSeq lists its product as uncharacterized. The transcript has 13 exons. The coding region runs from base 1856 to 5236 and encodes 1126 amino acids. The record is from RefSeq and is a predicted model, not a curated record. Gene Ontology annotation, biological process: cell-cell adhesion. Gene Ontology annotation, molecular function: cell adhesion molecule binding. Gene Ontology annotation, cellular component: cell-cell junction. NCBI's taxonomy places the organism in Eukaryota, Metazoa, Arthropoda, Insecta, Diptera, Culicidae.